This is a messenger RNA of Frankliniella occidentalis (western flower thrips), 1290 nucleotides long. RefSeq names its product odorant receptor 67c-like. Gene Ontology annotation, cellular component: plasma membrane. The transcript has 7 exons. The coding region runs from base 9 to 1196 and encodes 395 amino acids. Gene Ontology annotation, molecular function: olfactory receptor activity; odorant binding. The record is from RefSeq and is a predicted model, not a curated record. Gene Ontology annotation, biological process: sensory perception of smell; detection of chemical stimulus involved in sensory perception of smell. Lineage: Eukaryota; Metazoa; Arthropoda; Insecta; Thysanoptera; Thripidae.
UGGCGGCGAUGCCCGCGCUCACCCGCUGGACCAACAUGGGCCUGCUGGACGAGGAGCGGCCCGCCGGCGCGCGCUGGCCGCCGCGCUGGCCGCCGGUGCGCACGCUGCUGGUGGUCACGGCCCACGGCCUCAUGGGCCUCUCGCACCUCUCGCACCUGCUGCUGCGGUCCAAAGGCGACCGUGUCUACAACGACGCCGGCGCCUUCAUCGCGGCCCAGACCACGUGGUCCUACCUGCUGCAGGCGCUGCUGCAGCGGCGCACCCUGCGCCGGCUGUACGCCGAGAUGCUCGAGUACAGCCGGUUCGUGGAGAGCCGCUCGCCGGCCGGGAGCGGCCCGCUGCCCCUGCCCGCCAGCAGGCUGCGCCUCCGCCGCCUCUGGACCACGCAGACCGCGCUCACCCUCGGCACGUGGGCGUUCUACACCGCGUCGCCGUUCCUGUUCGAGUUCAUUCACGACAUCGAUCUGGGGUCGCUGAGAAGGCUGUCGGCCAUGACGCACCCGACGCUCUGCGACCUCCGCGGCCUCGCCUGCUACAUCGUCACCUACGUCGUGGUGGCGUUCGAAUGGUUCCUGGCGUCGUUCGCCUUCAGCAGCGUGGAAAGCACCAACCUCGUGUUCUAUACCGUGGCCAGCAAGCACUUCGAGCACCUGGGGGCGUCCAUCGGGCAGGUCUUCUCGGGCGACGACGCGCAGGCCGAGGAAAAGGAGGUGGAGCAGGCGUCGCGCGCGCUGCGGCUGUGCGUCCAGCAGCACCAGUUCCUGCUCCGCUGGAGCAAGGAGAUGACGGCGGUGUACGCGGUGCCCACGUUCAUCCGCCUGGGCGCAAUGGUGCUGCUCUUCAUCUUGCCCCUCCUCAAAGUCACCACCGUGGACAACUACGUCAUGGACGAGCUGCCGUUCGUCGGUUUAUACGGCGUACUCACCAUCUACGCCGUCUGCUGGUUCGCCGAUGACCUCAACCGCGCGUCCUCGCAGGUGCACGGCCGGGCCUACCUGUCGCGCUGGGAGCGCGGGCGGCCCGGGCAGCGCCGCACGCUGCACAUCCUGCUCACGCGCUCGCUGCGGCCCGUGCGCACGCGCGCCGUCUGGGUGGACAACCUGUCGCUCAGGUCCUUCGUGGAGGUAUUGAACCGGAGCUACAGUGCACUACAGACGAUACGCGCGGCACGGAGAAAGGGCGCCGACCAGACCUAGGAUGUUGACAACAUGAUGUCAGUUAAAAGGUGAAACAGGAAUAAAUACAUAGAUUAGAGAGCGCUCAAUGUUUAUUCAUUCUCUUAUUAUCAUA